Messenger RNA from Manacus vitellinus (golden-collared manakin), 3306 nucleotides. It is a transcript of the gene FURIN, whose product is annotated as furin, paired basic amino acid cleaving enzyme. Gene Ontology annotation, cellular component: Golgi membrane; trans-Golgi network. The transcript is spliced from 15 exons. The record is from RefSeq and is a predicted model, not a curated record. The coding region runs from base 214 to 2583 and encodes 789 amino acids. NCBI's taxonomy places the organism in Eukaryota, Metazoa, Chordata, Aves, Passeriformes, Pipridae. Gene Ontology annotation, biological process: peptide hormone processing. Gene Ontology annotation, molecular function: serine-type endopeptidase activity.
GACUACUGCCCUGUCUCUCUGCAGAUCGUGCUGCUGUCCCAGACGGCCUGUUCCUGUGCUGUUGUAGGCUCAGCCCCAUGAGGGCUUGGGCUGAGUGGGAACCAGCAGGGGCAUAGAGGCCGGCACGCCUCAGAGUGCUGACGCUGGGAGGCCACUGGACCUGCCGCUCCUGGGACCCUCCUGCUCCCCAGCUCAAGGAACCCCAAUUCUCUGAUGGAUCUGAGGCCCUGCUCGCUGCUGCUGCUCUGGACUCUGGUGGUUGCCCUUGCUCUCCUGGCUCAGGAGGUGCUAGCCCAGCAUAUUUACACCAACACUUGGGCUGUGCUUGUCCCUGCGGGGCCCCAGGAGGCUGACAGGCUGGCCAGGAAGCAUGGAUUCCUUAACCUGGGCCCGAUCUUUGGCGACUAUUACCACUUUCGGCACCGUGGUGUGGUGAAGCGUUCCCUCUCACCCCACCAGCCCUGGCACAGCCGCUUGGCCAGGGAACCGCAGGUGCAGUGGCUGGAGCAGCAGGUGGCAAAGCGCAGGACCAAGCGAGACGUUUUCAUGGAGCCCACGGACCCCAAGUUCCCACAGCAGUGGUACCUGUACAACACGAACCAGCGGGACCUGAACGUGCGUCAGGCCUGGGAGCAAGGAUACACAGGCAAGGGCAUUGUGGUGUCCAUCCUGGAUGAUGGCAUUGAGAAGAACCAUCCUGACCUGGAGGCCAACUAUGACCCAGGGGCGAGUUUUGAUGUCAAUGACCAGGACCCAGACCCGCAGCCCCGCUACACGCAGAUGAACGACAACAGACACGGCACACGCUGUGCCGGGGAAGUGGCUGCCGUGGCAAACAACGGGAUCUGCGGUGUUGGUGUGGCCUACAAUGCCAGGAUCGGAGGCGUGCGCAUGCUGGAUGGGGAGGUGACUGAUGCUGUGGAGGCCCAUUCCCUGGGCCUCAACCCCAACCACAUCCACAUCUACAGUGCCAGCUGGGGCCCUGAGGAUGAUGGCAAGACUGUGGAUGGCCCGGCCCGGCUGGCAGAGGAGGCUUUCUUCCGUGGGGUCAGCCAGGGCCGAGGGGGGCUGGGCUCCAUCUUCGUCUGGGCAUCCGGGAACGGGGGCCGUGAGCACGACAGCUGCAACUGCGACGGUUACACCAACAGCAUCUACACACUGUCCAUCAGCAGCACCACGCAGUACGGCAACGUGCCCUGGUACAGCGAGGCCUGCUCCUCCACCCUCGCCACCACGUACAGCAGCGGCAACCAGAACGAGAAGCAGAUUGUGACGACUGACCUCAGACAGAAAUGCACCGAGUUGCACACUGGGACGUCAGCCUCGGCACCCCUGGCCGCUGGCAUCAUUGCCCUUGCCCUGGAAGCCAACAAGAACCUGACCUGGCGGGACAUGCAGCACCUGGUGGUGCAGACCUCAAAGCCAGCUCACCUCAAUGCCAAUGACUGGGUCACCAAUGGUGUUGGUCGCAAAGUCAGCCACUCCUAUGGCUAUGGUCUGCUGGAUGCUGGGGCCAUGGUAAGCCUGGCCAAGAACUGGACCACAGUGGGACCUCAGAGGAAGUGCGUCAUUGACAUCCUCGCAGAGCCCAGGGACAUUGGGAAGCGCCUGGAGGUACGGCGGAAGGUGGACGCCUGCCUGGGGAAAGCCAACUACAUCAGCCGCCUGGAACACGCGCAGGCCAGGCUGACACUGUCCUACAACCGGCGUGGGGACCUGGCCAUCCACCUGGUCAGCCCCAUGGGCACCCGCUCCACCCUCCUGGCUGCCAGGCCCCAUGACUUCUCGGCCGAUGGCUUCAAUGACUGGGCCUUCAUGACGACACACUCAUGGGAUGAGGACCCCUCUGGAGAGUGGGUGCUGGAGAUUGAGAACACCAGUGAUGCCAACAACUAUGGCACACUGACCAAGUUCACACUUGUGCUGUAUGGGACGGCCACCGACUCCCCCAGCCUCUCCAACCAGCUGGAGAGCAGUGGCUGCAAGACCCUCACCCCCAGCCAGACCUGUGUGGUCUGUGAGGAGGGGUACUACCUGCACCAGAAGAGCUGCCUGAAGCACUGCCCUCCUGGCUUUGCGCCCGGUGUCCAGAGCACGCACUACAAUUUGGAGAACAGCGUGGAGCCCAUCGCGCCCCACCUCUGCCUGCCCUGCCACCCCUCCUGCGCCACCUGUGUGGGACCCGGCCCCAACCAGUGCCUCACCUGCCCUGCGCACUCCCACUUCAGCAGCCUGGACCUCUCCUGCUCCCACCAGACACAGAGCAGCCGUGCAUCCCCUGCCCUGGCAGAUGGUGAGGGGCCAGCUGAGGCCCCCUCUCCAGUCAACCUCCCUGUCCUCAUCGCCAGCCUCAGCUGCGUCCUCAUUGUUGUCAUCUUUGUCACCAUCUUCCUGGUGCUGCAGGCACGGUCAGGCUUCAGCCUGCGGGGCGUGAAGGUCUAUGCCCUGGACAGUGGCAUCAUCUCCUACAAGGGGCUCCCCUCUGACAUCUGGCAGGAGGAGGGCCCCUCUGAAUCGGACGGUGAGGAUUACGAGGCCCACAGUGAGAGGACUGCCUUCAUCAGAGACCAAAGUGCCCUUUGAUGAGCCCUCCUGCCCCUCCCUCCUCCCUGCCCAGCACCACGGGGCCGGGGCAGGUGAGGCCGAGGGGCCCAGACUCUGCCCCUGUCCCCUUCCUGCACUCCAGCAGCCUGGGGCUCCCACCCACUGGCACUCUCCCUCUGCCCCAGCCUGGGUGGCCUGGCACGGCCCUGCUGGCACCAUCUCCAGCACGGCACUGUCUCAAUCAUGCACCAUCUCUCCCGGCCCCGCAUCGAUUCUGUGCCACAUGCUGGGGUGUUUGGUGGCUGUGGGGCCCCUGCCCCUGUGCUGGCAGCUGUGUCUCCUACCCUGGGCGGGCAGCUGCUGCUUGGGGUCCCUUGAGUCCUUCAGGGUGGGCAUCAUGUGGGGUCUCUCGAUUGCCAUGGCUCAGGGUGGGCUGGCUGGGGCAGGGGUGGCUCUGCCCCCCAGGGCUGAGCACAGCCCAUGGCACGAUGUCCCCCUGUCCCUGCCACCCUUGGCAUGACAGGCUGCAGCCCUGGCUUGGUCCAUUGUGUCCUGGCUCCCUGCCACCUGGCUGGACCUGUUCGCCUCCACCAGUGCCCUUCCAACAGCAAUAAUGGCCAGGCCUCGGCUGCUGCUGCCUGCUUGCCCACUCUCUGCCCAUCCCACCAUGGCUGCCUGCAGUGGGCAGGAGCCCUGGCACCGGGGAGUGUGGGGCCAGGCACCGCCUUCCCUCGUUGCCUGCGGUGCAGCCCACAGCUGGGC